UCGGUCGCCGCCCGUCUCCGUCGCGCAGGAUGGACGCCGUCGUCGCCAUCACGUCCGGUGGCAUCAUCGGCGCGGGCGAGGGGGCCGCGCGGCUGUGGGUGGAGCUGCCGGUGCGGGUGGACUUGGCCGCCGCGGCGGCGCAAUGCGCGGCGGCGUGGGCGCGCGCGAGGGCGCUCGUGGUGGUGCCGCUGGUGCGGCUCCUGGUGUUCUUCUCGCUGAGCAUGACGGUGAUGAUACUGGUCGAGAAGCUCUUCGUCUGCGCCGUGUGCCUGGUCGUGAAGGCGUUCCGGCUGCACCCCCAGCGGCGGUACCGGUGGGAGCCCAUCGCCGCCGCCGCAGCCGGGGACGACCUGGAGGCCGGCGGCGGCGCGGCGCACCCGAUGGUGCUGGUGCAGAUCCCCAUGUACAACGAGCGGGAGGUGUACAAGCUGUCGAUCGCGGCGGCAUGUGCGCUGGAGUGGCCGUCCGACCGCUUCGUCAUACAGGUGCUGGACGACUCCACGGACCCCGUUGUAAAGGAUUUGGUGGAGAUGGAGUGCCAGAGAUGGAAGAGCAAAGGCGCAAACAUAAAGUAUGAAGUCAGGGGGAACCGGAAGGGGUACAAGGCCGGCGCGCUCAAGGAAGGGUUGAAGCACGACUACGUGAAAGACUGCGAGUACAUUGCCAUGUUCGACGCCGACUUCCAGCCCGAAUCCGAUUUCCUCCUGAGGACAGUUCCGUUCCUUGUGCACAACCCGGAGAUCGCCCUCGUCCAGACUCGCUGGAAAUUUGUUAAUGCCGAUGAGUGCCUGCUGACAAGAUUCCAAGAAAUGUCGUUGGACUACCAUUUCAAGUUUGAGCAAGAGGCAGGGUCGUCAGUGUACUCGUUCUUCGGCUUCAAUGGGACAGCUGGUGUUUGGAGGAUCUCAGCGAUCGAUGAUGCCGGGGGUUGGAAGGACCGGACAACAGUGGAGGAUAUGGACCUGGCUGUCCGCGCGACACUGCAAGGAUGGAAAUUCGUUUACGUCGGUGACAUUAAAGUCAAGAGUGAGCUACCAAGCACAUUCAAGGCAUACCGAUUUCAGCAGCACAGGUGGUCAUGUGGACCGGCAAAUCUGUUCAAGAAAAUGAUGGUAGAGAUUUUACAGAACAAGAAAGUGUCAUUGUGGAACAAAAUCCACCUAUGGUACGAUUUCUUCUUUGUCGGGAAGGUUGCUGCUCAUACAGUGACAUUCAUUUAUUAUUGCUUUGCAAUCCCUGUGUCAGUUUUGCUCCCUGAGAUUCAAAUUCCUCUCUGGGGGGUAAUCUAUGUUCCGACAGUUAUCACCCUCUUGAAGGCUCUUGGCACACCGAGUUCAUUUCACCUGGUGAUCCUCUGGGUCCUAUUUGAGAAUGUCAUGUCAUUGCACCGGAUAAAAGCUGCAGUGAUUGGUCUUCUGGAUGCUGGAGGUCGAGUCAAUGAGUGGGUUGUCACCAAGAAGUUGGGCGACGCCAACAAGACAAAGCCUAGCACCAACGGAUCAGAUGCUGUAAAAGUGAUAGAUGUAAAGCUAACAGAGCCCCUUGUACCGAAGCUCAUGAAGAGGCGAACAAGAUUCUGGGAGAGGUACCACUGCUCAGAACUUUUUGUUGGAACCUGCAUAAUUCUGUGCGGUUGCUAUGACGUUCUUUACUCAAAGAAGGGAUACUACAUCUACCUCUUCAUUCAAGGCAUGGCUUUCCUUGUCGUCGGUUUUGGGUAUGUCGGCACACUACCUCCUCGCACUGAAUAAGCUGUCAUCGACGGAGCUGACAUACCUGCUUACGAGAAAUUGAGUGCAAGCAAAGACCCUCUCCUGCACAUAUCGACUUCAGAAUACAAUGAUCAUAGGGCAUUUUUCUGGUUGGUCUUGGUCGGAUAUGAUCCAACCAUUCUUUACUGCCAAGAAGGCCAUUCAGAUAGCGUCGUCAUUCUUUUGAUAAUAACAGUGUUUACUGAAGCACCAUGACAAAAAAUGAUUGGUGCAGCAACAUUUCGUUCAGAUCCUGUAGAGAGAUGCAUUUCGCAGGUGUGGAAGAAGUGCGGCAGCUGUAAAUGAAAGUAGCAUUCGCUGCCAAUUUCAGUAGAUCUCCAAACAUGUAGCCUUUUGGCAAUUUACUGGACUGGUAUAGCUGGGUCAGAGUUCAGAUUCAUAAUAGAAGACCGUCAGCACCGGCAGUUUAUAACCUAUGUAGGCUUAAAACCUGUAAAUGUACAUUGUUUCUGAACUAGCUCUGUCAAAUUCGGGCAGAUCUAGAAAUGCGUUGUAAGCGUAGCAGCAUGUAA
Molecule: messenger RNA, 2284 nt
Organism: Phragmites australis (common reed)
Lineage: Eukaryota; Viridiplantae; Streptophyta; Magnoliopsida; Poales; Poaceae
Product: probable glucomannan 4-beta-mannosyltransferase 11
Exons: 9
Coding region: 30-1751 (573 amino acids)
Cellular component (GO): Golgi apparatus
Molecular function (GO): mannan synthase activity
Source: RefSeq, a predicted model, not a curated record